AUGGUGGGAGGUGGGGGCCACAACAAGAUGGUGGGAGGUGGGGGCCACAACAAGAUGGUGGGAGGUGGGGGCCACAACAAGAUGGUGGGGAGGUGGAGGCCACAACAAGAUGGUGGGAGGUGGGGGCCACAACAAGAUGGUGGGGGCCACAACAAGAUGGUGGGAGGUGGGGGCCACAACAAGAUGGUGGGAGGUGGGGGCCACAACAAGAUGGUGGGAGGUGGGGGCCACAACAAGAUGGUGGGAGGUGGGGGCCACAACAAGAUGGUGGGAGGUGGGGGCCACAACAAGAUGGUGGGAGGUGGGGGCCACAACAAGAUGGUGGGAGGUGGGGGCCACAACAAGAUGGUGGGAGGUGGGGGCCACAACAAGAUGGUGGGAGGUGGGGGCCACAACAAGAUGGUGGGAGGUGGGGGCCACAAGAAGAUGGUGGGAGGCGAUUGCUCAGAGAUCAUUAAUGGAAAGGAAGUGGUGCCUCACUCUUUACCCUUCAUGGCUCGACUGGAGGACGUUAAAGGUAAUCUAGUCUGUGGAGGGAUCCUCAUUAACGAGUCAUGGGUCCUGACUGCAGCCCACUGUAGAGGAAUCAAGAAGGUCAAUCUGGGUGUCCACUCGGUGAAGAAUGAAGCUAAGGCUUCCGGACAGCUCGUCGCCGUGACGAAGCGUGUUCCUCAUCCCGACUACAACGUUGCAGAGUUCCGCCACGACGUCAUGCUGAUAAAGCUGAAGAAACCAGUGAAGCUGACCGACACUGUGAAAGUCAUUUAUCUACCCAAGCCUGCAUCGGAUGUCCCGGCUGGGACACAGUGCUUUGCGGCCGGAUGGGGAGACACAAAGGAGAACGGUGCCCCGUCUGAUGUCCUGCUGUCUGUCAAUGUCACCGUGAUCGACAGGAAGAAGUGUAACUCUCCUGAUUUCUACAACUCCUACCCUGUCAUCACCGGAGGAAUGCUGUGUGCUGGUUACGGACAAGAUAAAGCUGGCACUUGUCAGGGAGACUCUGGUGGCCCGUUGGUGUGUAGAGAUGCGCUAAGGGGAGUCGUGUCGUUUGCUGGAGGAUGUGGUCGCGUCAACAGACCUACAGUCUACACAUUCAUAUCUAAAUACACGGACUGGAUCACUAAAACCAUCCAGACCUCUGGCUGA
Salvelinus namaycush (lake trout) is the source of this 1146-nucleotide messenger RNA. Its product is annotated as granzyme A-like. The transcript is spliced from 5 exons. The coding region runs from base 1 to 1146 and encodes 381 amino acids. Gene Ontology annotation, molecular function: serine-type endopeptidase activity; calcium ion binding. NCBI's taxonomy places the organism in Eukaryota, Metazoa, Chordata, Actinopteri, Salmoniformes, Salmonidae. The record is from RefSeq and is a predicted model, not a curated record. Gene Ontology annotation, biological process: proteolysis.